UAUACAAGACCGCAUAGAGAUGGCCAUGUAACCAACACUGCCAGCCCUUAUGCAAGCUCCGCCCACUUAGGUUUCAUAACAUUGGCUGUUAAGGUGUGAAGUUAUUAGUUUAUUACGGAACACUUUACGAAGCUUGCGAAACUCUGUCAUAUCUAUUUGGAAUGUUUUGAGAGAAGUCGCGCAAAGACGAUUUUCUGAACAUUGAUAGUUCCAUCUACUCAAGUCUAUGUCUUCGAAGACCAUCUUGAGGAAGGGAACUCAUCUGCUCCAAGGCCUGUCCCAUUUCACCAGACAGCGGAGAUUACUGCCAGGGGUCACCCUCACUGCUGCAGCCUCCAUCCUUGGUUGGUUCGUGGUAACAAACCUGCACCCGAAGACCCAAGACCAACUGUCGGCAUCCUCAGUCCACACAUCAUCAGAGAAAUCAACCUAUUCAGACAGUACCAUGCCGAACAUGAACAAGAAGAGAGAGGAAGCCCUAUACGGCAUGUUCAUAGGCGAUUCUCUAUCAAUGCCUGUCCAUUGGUAUUAUGAUGUUGAUAAUAUCAAGAGAGAUUUUAAUGGGUGGUUGACUGGUUUCGAAGCUCCUCGAAAACGACAUCCAACUAGUAUCCUGACCAUAUCAGCAACAGGUGGUGCCGGGAGAUCAACAUUUAGUGGGAAACAGAAGAGUAUUAUUGGUGAUAUCAUUUUACAUGGCAAGCUGCAGUACUGGACUAAGAAUGACAGAUCAAUCCAUUAUCAUCAAGGAAUGGCAGCAGGUGAUAACACACUAAACGUUCAUUGUGCGUUGAGGGCAGCAAUCCAAGCAUCUAAAGACACGGACGGGUCAGAUGAUGUUAUCUUAACCUCCAUCAUGACGGACUACGUCCAUUUCAUGACCACACCCAACACCCACAACGACACCUAUGCAGAAUCCUACCACAGAGAAUUUUUCAAGAGCUGGGAUGCUGCUGGUGGCCCCACCCAACCAGAGGAAGUGAUGUCAUUUGUGGACAAACGGAUAAAAGACCUCGAAAACAAACAUCUUGAUCACAAUAUUGAUGGAAUAGGUGCCCUGGUUCAGCCAAUCCCUCUUAUCAUCCAGAAUGCUAACAAACCAUUAGAUGUGGCCGCAAAGCAAGCUGUGAGAUUGACCCGCAUGACCCAUGCCUCUGACAACCUUGAUCCCUUCGUUGAUGUCUAUGCUCGUACCCUUCAUGGUGUCCUCAAUGGGCAAAGCCUGAGAGAGAAAAUCAAUGAAGCUCUUCUGUCGCCUCCCGUUGGUAAUUUCAGGCUGCCGACGCUAUUUGAAGAAUACUCCAAGAAAGCAAGAAAGUAUGAGAAGGGCUCAGAGAAGAGGUUACAAAUCUACCAGUCUGUUGUUAGUCAGUUGGGUUUGGCUUGCUACAUGAAAGGAGCUAUGACAUCCAUGUUUUUCCUAGCAUAUGAAUUCCAUGACGACUUUGAAGGUGGUGUUUUAGCGAACACAAACUGCGGAGGUGAGAACUGCAACCGAGGCGCCGCCCUUGGGGCUCUUCUCGGAGCGGAAGCAGCACGGACGGGAAAGACGAUACCGGAUAGAUUCAAAUCUGGAUUAAACAUUCUAAAGCCUGGUAUACAGUCAGUAGUCGAAUCAUGGUGAUGAAUAUUCAAGAUAGAAAGGGGGAGGGAAAAAUUAUUUUAGGGGCAAUUCCAUAAAAUAUGUAUGCCCGACCCCCUAUAUGUGGGACUUUAAUGAAAUUUUCUGUUUCUGAUUUCUUGUUCUUUUGACAGUCUAUAAUGCUCUCAAAUGACCAGUCAGUUUAUGAAGUGAAGUAAAACUUGAGAAAAAUGGGGGUCGGACGAACAGAAAGGUCGACUAUUUUAUGGAUUUGCCCUAAGGUAAAGCCUGUUAAAACAAAAUUUUGUUUUGAAUAAAAAAUCAAGUUUGGCAAAACAUAUUGCUGGACAGUUCAUCCCAAUUGGAUUUGACCUUUGAACUUUCACAUCCUGAGGAGCGUUUCAUCGACAUUUUUGCUAGGCAAGUUUUCAGAUCUGGGGUUCAUUGCAGAAAGAGUUGCGUUUAAACGCAUGUCAAAGAAUCAAUCGCAAGUCCCAAAUGCGCGCUGUUGAAAAUUAAGUUGCGCAGGAUUUUUAGAGUUGCGAUUUAUUGCAACUUUUUCUGCAAUGGGCCCCUGAUCUUGGACGUUUCUCCUUGAUUCUGAUUGGCUGAGAAGCACUAUUACUAUGGUAGCUGUCGGAUAAAACAGGACUUGUCCGAUUAAACAUCCGACAAGUCCUUUCGGGGAAACGCUCCCCUGGUAGGAUUGCAAGUGACGAAACUGUUGAUAUCACCCACUCACUAUUCCUUUGUGAAUAUGUCAUUGUUGCAUUUCAAUCAGGAGCUACUACUGGUUAAAUCGACAACAAAUCAUGCAAAUCAAAUGGUGAAUGUACAAUAUGACAUCAUCAGCUUUCUCAUUCGCAUAUCAACAGCCUUACAUGUGCAUACAAUUGUUAUGUGGAAAUCUUGAUUUUGACAAAAUCUUCUAAUUUUUCUUUGUAUUCAUACAUUCAAUGGUUUCUUGAAAAUUUAGCAUGCUUAUCUUUGUUAACGAAGGACACGUGUAAAUUUCCUGUAAAGAAAAUAUGACAUUUAUGGAUUUCCAUACAUUUUGGGUUAAUGGAUCAAUCAUAAUUCUUUGUUAAACAGGCCCUAAUUUCUCCUGGGUUCGCGCUGUUCUGAUUCAUCCCACGAUGAAAACAGCCAGUCUCUUCUCAACCCCACUUGCUAACUAGGGUUUAAUACUCCACAUUCCUUGAUGAUUGGAUGUUUUUUCUUCUUCUACAUGUACAUGUAUUUGCAUGUUUGGCACGUGCUACCUACAUGUACAUUGUUAAUAAAAACUUUGUUGACGUGCAAGGAAAAGGACACUUUCAUGAUAAUCAUUAUCGGUGGUGCAUGUUCUCUGAAACACUUGAAUUGCAAUAUCUUGAGGAUGGUAAUAGUUAUUAAUAAUUUAUAUUUUUGUUCUUUUUUGUACAUUUAUCUAUAUAUAUUGUAAAUCAUGAAAAUGUUUCAAAUUGUUAGAAUGCUGGCAUUUACAGCAUAUGUACUGUAUGUACACAUAUGAUUAUGCGAAAUUCUUAAUAAACAUGUCUUAUAUUUCACCAUUUUCUCGGAUUGAUAAUUUGCUACAAUUUUAUUGGCUCCUCAAAACGUUUGAAAUGUUUCAAUUAUUUCUAAUUUCUAAUUCUUAUUUUUCUCUUCUAGAAAUGUAAUACCCGGUGAUAAAGACAAUUCAAGUUCCUUUUUAAAUGAUAUCCUAUUGUUAAGAUAAGGCAUUUGGGGGAAGGCGGUACGUGCAUUUCAAACUGUAGAUCUAACUUCACGAUGGUCACCAGUAGCUUUGACGAGUAUAAUUAACAUGUUUUUGAGCUGUUGAGUUGCUUUGCAGCCUAUCAAUGUUGAAUUUAUCUUUCAUUACAAGCAUUAUGCCUUCAAUUAAAACAUAUAAAUCCCUGUUAAAUUGCAUGUUGGCAAUUUUUAGAAACAAAUUUUGAUUUACAUGUACAAUAAUUUUCAGUCAUAUAUGAUAUGACACAUGUAUUCAUUUUAUAAAAGUAUGAAAAUAAGUAGAAGAAUGGCAUUGUUGCCAAUUUGAGGAUCAAUUAAACAGAUUAUAGCUUAUGAAAGCAUUGUACCUCUACUAUGUGCUACAGAGAUGCAUACAUGUAUAAUACAUGAAUUGUGCUGAAUUUACCAAGUGUGUGCCUGGGCCCGUUUCAUCAAGUCUUGUUAUAAUAACAAAUGCACAGUCUCUACAACAGGUUUUCUUUCAGCCAAUCAGAUUGAAGGAUUUUGGUAGCUUAAAACUGUUAUUGAAAAUUAGUUAUUAUAACAAGUUUUAUGAAACGGUACCCUGAUCAGUACUGAGAUGAGAGACCAAUAACUAUCAAUCUUUGAUUUUCAAAUUGUUUGAAGGAAUUUGAAUUUAGGUGCAAAGUUUUUAAGCUAGGUCAAAUACUCAAAUUGGAGAGAAUUUUUUUUUUACCAAUGCAAAAUUUCAAGUGGAGGUAAUAGUUUGCAAUGCUUGAAUGAAUUUGUAUUAAGUGCUCUAUAAAUUGUGCAUGUUAUUAUUCGUCAUAUUUAUAUCUUAGCAAUUUUAAUGAUGGUGAUGCAAGCAGUUUUAAUUGGUGAUUUACAAAAAAAAAAUUAUAUAUGCUGACUCAAUGAAACUCCAUGAUUACAGGAAUGAAAAAUGUAAUGGAUAGUUGAAUAAAGAAAUUUAUCUGCUUUCGUCAAUACCAAGUUUUUGAGUGGCAUAUGCUCAUGCUCUUUUGUAGGAGGUAUCGUUUGCAAGCGUGUUGUUACAUGCCCCUUCAAGAUAUGCAGGCAAGUAACAGGGGCCGUAGAACCGGAAAACUUAAGCCCCACCCCCCCUUUUCAGUAUUAACCACGUUCAGGAACAUAAAAUUGACCAUCACAUGGCCACUAUAGACUCAGCCCCCUCUUCCUCUUUUAAAAUCAUUCCAAGGCCAGCGGAACUUAUUAAUUUUGUACAAAAAUGAAAUCCUAUUUAAGACUUUGUACUACAGCACAUUUAUUUUGUCUUUUCAUGUCUAAUAUAAAAGUGAAAACAUUGUUUUUUGACCCACCUACAAUUUAGUAUAUUUAGUAUUGUAUCUGUUAUGAAGAAACUCCUACUUGUUCUCCAUGAAUUUUUUAAUGCAUAUCAUAGGUAUAGUAUACAUUAUGCGUAUUGUUUAUUAACCAGUUGUGUGUAAUAUUUUAGAAUUUGUGUGUGUUGUUUGCAAAUGGCAAUAUAAGUAUGGUAUCUGUUUUUAAUUUUAUUAAUUGAAUUGUGGAGCUCAUUAGAGUUUACAUAUGAAGGCAUUGAUGAAAUGUAAAUUAUGUUACAUUGAUAGUGUAAUGGAGCUAUUUUUAUGAUUAAAUAUCAAAUUCUUUGA
Messenger RNA from Lytechinus pictus (painted urchin), 4932 nucleotides. RefSeq lists its product as uncharacterized. Bases 227 to 1624 code for a protein of 465 amino acids. The transcript has 9 exons. NCBI's taxonomy places the organism in Eukaryota, Metazoa, Echinodermata, Echinoidea, Temnopleuroida, Toxopneustidae. The record is from RefSeq and is a predicted model, not a curated record.